This is a messenger RNA of Penicillium maclennaniae, 2832 nucleotides long. Its product is annotated as glucan 1,3-alpha-glucosidase ROT2. Gene Ontology annotation, biological process: carbohydrate metabolic process; N-glycan processing. The record is from RefSeq and is a predicted model, not a curated record. Gene Ontology annotation, molecular function: alpha-glucosidase activity; carbohydrate binding. Lineage: Eukaryota; Fungi; Ascomycota; Eurotiomycetes; Eurotiales; Aspergillaceae. Gene Ontology annotation, cellular component: glucosidase II complex. The transcript is spliced from 5 exons. Bases 1 to 2832 code for a protein of 943 amino acids.
AUGGCCAGGAGUCACCCUGCGUCCCGCUGGACGCUAAUGCUCUCCGUGGUCGUUCUUAUCGCAUGCAUUGUUGUUCCCGGAUUGACCGUGAAACAUGAGAACUUCAAGACAUGCGAACAGUCCGGGUUCUGCAAACGGAACCGAGCCCUCGCCGACAAUGCCUCCGCCCAAGGCGCGUCAUGGAGCUCGCCAUACGAGCUGGACCCCGCUACUAUCCACUUCAAGGAUGGCCAAUUGACUGGCAUGCUGAUCAAAACCACCGCGAACAACGAAAAAGUCCACUUGCCACUGACGGUUUCAUUCCUCGAAUCCGGUGCUGCUCGUGUCCUUGUUGAUGAAGAAAAGCGCAUGAAGGGCGACAUCGAGGUCCGACACGGCAGCAAGGUCAACAAGAAGCGUUAUGAUGAGGCGGAGAAGUGGGUUGUCGUUAGUGGCUUGGAAACCAGCAAGUCGGCCACCUUGAACGCCCAAACCGAGACGGGCUUCACCAAUGUUCUCUAUGGACCAAACGAUAAGUUCCAGGCGAUUAUUCGACAUGCACCAUUCGAGGUGGAUUUUCAGAGAGAUGGCGAGACUCAUGUGCAGGUCAAUCAUCAAGGUCUGUUGAACUUGGAGCACUGGCGGCCCAAGGUCGAAGGCAAGGAGGGCGAGUCUGACGAAGACGAGAGCACUUGGUGGGAAGAGACGUUUGGCGGCAACACCGACUCGAAGCCUCGUGGCCCUGAGAGUGUUGGUCUCGACAUUACCUUCCCUGGAUAUACCCAUGUGUUUGGUAUUCCCGAGCACGCUGACUCGCUUUCACUCAGAGAGACUAGAGGUGGAGCUGGCAACCAUGAGAAUCCUUACCGGAUGUAUAACUCCGAUGUCUUUGAAUAUGAGCUCAAUAGCCCCAUGACUUUGUAUGGGUCGAUUCCCUUCAUGCAAGCUCACCGCAAGGGAUCUACCGUCGGAGUCUUCUGGCUGAAUGCUGCCGAAACUUGGGUUGAUAUCGUCAAGAAGGCUGCUUCUUCGAACCCGCUGUCCAUGAGCUCGCACACCAAGAAGGAUACCCAGACUCACUGGUUUUCCGAGGCCGGUCGAAUCGAUCUUUUUGUUUUCCUUGGACCUACUCCCCAGGAUAUCAGCAAGACCUAUGGUCAGCUCACAGGCUAUACUCAGCUUCCUCAGCACUUUGCCAUUGCCUAUCAUCAAUGUCGCUGGAACUACGUUACCGAUGAGGACGUCAAGGAGGUGGACUCAAAGUUCGACAAGUACCAGAUUCCCUACGAUGUGAUCUGGCUCGACUUGGAUACUUCACAUGGGGAUCCGCUCACCUUCCCCAACCCGAAGGGCAUGCAGGAAAAGCUUGACGAAUCUGAGCGGAAGCUUGUUGUCCUCAUUGACCCGCACAUUAAAAACAAGGACAACUACUAUGUCUCUCAAGAGCUGACCAGCAAGGGUCUCGCUGUCCUGAACAAAGAUGGUGAGAUCUACGAUGGAUGGUGCUGGCCGGGCUCAUCGAACUGGGUGGACUGUUUCAACCCGGCUGCGCUGCCCUGGUGGAGCAGCCUGCACAAGUACGACAAGUUCAAGGGAUCGAUGCCCAACUUGUUCAUUUGGAACGACAUGAACGAGCCAUCCGUGUUCAACGGGCCCGAAACUACCAUGCCCAAGGAUAACAUACACUACGGAGAUUGGGAGCACCGUGAUGUUCACAACGUGAAUGGUAUCACUCUUGUCAAUGCUACCUACCAGGCCAUGCUGGAGCGCAAAAAGGGUGAGGUCCGCCGGCCCUUCAUCCUGACCCGCUCUUACUACGCUGGGGCCCAGCGUAUGUCUGCUAUGUGGACUGGAGAUAACCAAGCUACCUGGGAUCACCUGGCUAUUUCUCUGCCCAUGGUUCUGAACAACGGUAUCGCAGGAUUCCCCUUCGCUGGCGCUGAUGAGCUUCUGAGUCGCUGGUACCAAGCUGGCAUUUGGUAUCCCUUCUUCCGUGCCCAUGCUCACAUUGACACUCGUCGUCGUGAGCCAUACCUGAUCAGCGAGCCGCACCGAACUAUUAUCUCCCAGGCAAUUCGUCUUAGGUAUCAGCUUCUGCCUGCAUGGUACACUGCCUUCCACGAGGCUUCUGUCAACGGAACACCCAUUGUGUACCCUCAGUACUACCUCUUCCCUGAUGAUGAGCAAGGCUUUGCCAUUGAUGACCAGUUGUACCUGGGCAAGACUGGUCUCCUUGCCAAGCCCGUUGUCAAGGAGAACACCUUCACCACCGACAUCUAUAUUGCUGAUGACGAGAAGUACUAUGACUACUUUGACUUCACCGUCUACCAGGGUGCAGGCAAGAGACAUACUGUCCCUGCCCCAGAGGACAAGAUACCUCUAUUGAUGCAGGGUGGCCACAUCGUUCCCCGUCGGGACCGCCCUCGCCGCAGCAGUGCCCUCAUGAAGUGGGAUCCCUACACCUUCGUCAUCACUCUCGGUAAGAACGGCGAAGCCGAGGGUAGUAUCUACGUCGACGACGGAGAGACUUUCGAUUAUGAGCGCGGUGCCUACAUCCACCGCCAAUUCCACUUCCGCGAUUCUGUCUUGACUUCUGAGGAUCUCGGCAUCAAGGGAGCCAAGACCGGUGAAUAUCUUAAAACCAUGGCGGGCGUCACUAUCGAGCGUAUUAUUGUCGUUGAUCCUCCCACCGAGUGGAAGGACAAGAACAGCGUCAUUGUUAUCGAGGAUGGAGCUAAGGCUGGGUCCACAGCCUCGUUGGAAUAUUAUGAACAGCAAGGUGGCAAGGCCGCUUAUGCCGUUGCCAAGAGCCCUAAUGUCGGCAUUGGAAAGACGUGGCGGAUAGAGUUCUGA